Molecule: messenger RNA, 1101 nt
Organism: Glycine soja
Lineage: Eukaryota; Viridiplantae; Streptophyta; Magnoliopsida; Fabales; Fabaceae
Product: expansin-A11-like
Exons: 3
Coding region: 82-849 (255 amino acids)
Biological process (GO): plant-type cell wall organization
Cellular component (GO): extracellular region
Source: RefSeq, a predicted model, not a curated record
CAAAUUCUAUCAUUACAUCCUUAUUUUUCACUCGGCCGGGGUAUUGACUUGAGCAUAUUUGGUGCGUGAAGCAAGAUACUAAUGGCUAAAGUCAUGUUUGUUUUGGUCAGCUUCCUCGUAUUAUGUUGUUACACAAUCAACACUUGCGCCUUCUCAUCUUCUGGAUGGACCAAUGCCCAUGCCACUUUUUAUGGAGGUAGCGAUGCCUCUGGGACAAUGGGAGGAGCUUGUGGGUAUGGGAAUCUGUAUUCGACAGGGUACGGAACUGAUACAGCAGCAUUAAGUACUGCAUUAUUCAACGAUGGAGCAUCGUGUGGGGAGUGCUACAAAAUAACAUGCGAUUAUCAAGCAGAUCCCAGAUGGUGCUUAAAAGGAGCAUCAGUAACCAUAACUGCCACAAACUUCUGCCCUCCCAAUUUUGCUUUGCCCAACAACAACGGAGGGUGGUGCAACCCACCUCUUAAACAUUUCGACAUGGCUCAACCCGCAUGGGAAAAGAUUGGUAUCUAUAGAGGAGGGAUCGUGCCCGUCUUAUUCCAAAGGACUCCAUGCGUGAAGAAGGGAGGGGUUAAGUUCAGUGUGAAUGGGAGACACUACUUUGAGCUUGUGUUGAUCAGCAAUGUGGGAGGGGCUGGAUCUAUUCAAUCUGUGUCCAUCAAAGGCUCAAAAACAGGAUGGAUGACCAUGUCAAGAAACUGGGGUGCUAAUUGGCAAUCCAAUGCGUAUUUGAAUGGUCAAUCUUUGUCCUUUAGGGUCACAAUCACCGAUGGUGUAACUAGGCUUUUCCAAGAUGUUGUUCCAGCAAAUUGGGCUUUUGGCCAGACUUUCCCUACUAGUGUCCAGUUUUAAGGGCUACAAAGGACUAUUGAGUUGUGUGGGUUUUGGACUUUCUCGUGAACGAAACGGCAGUGGCGUGCUUAUUAUUUUACUGGAGCAGCCCGCCACCUAUCUUUUCUGCUUUUGAAUUUGGUAAAUAUGAACUUGAUGGCCUUAAUGAAGGAAUUAUAUAAGGAAUUAUAUGUCAGCUGUAAGCCGUGUAAAAUAAACAUCUUCAGAGUUUGAAUCAUACGAUACUAUGUGAACACUUUUGUUGAGUUUUUA